AUGUCUCAAGGUGGACAGUCCGGACAGCACACGCAAGAGGAGAUGAGCGUCAUCUUGGUGACAGCCGGGUACGAUCAUACUAUACGAUUCUGGGAGGCACUUAGCGGUAUCUGCGCACGGACGAUCAAUCAACAGCCACACUGGAAACAAGUGAAUCGUCUAGCGAUCUCACCAGACAAGCGGAUACUAGCAGCUGCUGGUCAUAAUGCCGUUAGGUUGUAUGAUAUUCAGGAUCGCAAUAGCAACAAUCCGAUCGCUACUCUGGAAAACCAUACAGGAAACGUAACAGCAGUGGCUUUCCACUGUGAAGGCAAAUGGCUGGCAACGGGCAGCGAAGAUGGCACCAUCAAGAUCUGGGACAUGCGGACGUCGGGAACGCAACGAGAAUACUCGCACAAUUCUGCCGUGAACGACGUCGUGGUACAUCCGAAUCAGGGAGAAUUGAUAUCGUGUGACCAGAACGGGAGCGUGAAGAUCUGGGAUCUAGGAGAAGAUAGCUGUACUCACGAGCUGGUCCCAGCGGAAGAUGUGCCGAUUCGGAGUGUGAGCAUAGCGGGUGACGGCGGUACUUUGGUGGCAGGAAACAACAAGGGGAACGUCUACGUUUGGAAGAUCAGACAAGGCAAUGAUCUUGUCGAUUUACAACCCGUCACCAUGUUCAACGCCCACCCCAAAUACCUCACCCGUUGUCUCCUUAGUCCGGAUUCGAAACUCUUGGCGACCUGUUCGGCCGAUACGACUGUCAAGAUAUGGUCGACGGAAAACUACAAUUAUAAGCUCGAACGGGUCUUGUCAGGCCAUCAGCGAUGGGUUUGGGAUGCGGCGUUUAGUGCGGAUUCGGCGUAUCUGGUAACGGCCUCGUCGGAUCAUGUGGCGAGACUGUGGGACCUGCAUAGUGGAGCGACUGUGCGGCAGUACAGCGGUCAUCAUCGAGCGGCCGUGUGCUGUGCACUGAAUGAUAUCAAUCUAAACUAG
Messenger RNA from Filobasidium floriforme, 975 nucleotides. Its product is annotated as WD40-repeat-containing domain protein. The transcript is spliced from 9 exons. Bases 1 to 975 code for a protein of 324 amino acids. Gene Ontology annotation, biological process: regulation of actin cytoskeleton organization; TOR signaling. Gene Ontology annotation, molecular function: protein binding. The record is from RefSeq and is a predicted model, not a curated record. NCBI's taxonomy places the organism in Eukaryota, Fungi, Basidiomycota, Tremellomycetes, Filobasidiales, Filobasidiaceae. Gene Ontology annotation, cellular component: TORC2 complex; TORC1 complex.